This is a messenger RNA of Cotesia congregata, 3261 nucleotides long. Lineage: Eukaryota; Metazoa; Arthropoda; Insecta; Hymenoptera; Braconidae. The record is from the annotation of a GenBank genome assembly.
AUGUCAGGAAUUCCCGUUCUUCUUGUCACUGCUAAUGUUGGCAGUAUUUUUGAAGAGCCUGGACUAAUGUUAAAAACUUGGACCGAGGAAUUUUUAUCAACAGUAUCUCGAUUGGAUCCCAAAUUUAUAGCAUUACACUGCCAAGAAGUGGGUGGAAAAAAUUAUGAACAGAGUAUGCGUCAUGUAGAAAAUUUUGUCAGAUUGCUGAUGUCUUCUGAAGAAUUAAGACUAUUCGACCGAGUGACUGUAUUCUUAGAUGAAGACUUUUCUUCUGCUGAACACUUUACGGCCCUCGGAAAUUUUUAUUUCGUUCAUGAGUCACUUAAAGACGUCCUCAUAUGGGAUUUUCAAGCAUACAAAUUUGUGGUUGUUUCUGGCAAAGAAGUGCAUUCUGGAAAUAUCGAAUCAGUGCCAACCAAAGAAAAAGCUAAAUUUCCUCAAAACUUCUUCCCCGAGUGCAAAUGGUCCAGGAAAGGAUUUUUACGUACCCGAUGGAGUAUAAGUGGAACAGUAUUCGAUCUUAUAAACAUUCAUUUGUUUCAUGAUGCGAGUAAUUUCAUCGCUAUGGAGUCUUUUCCAUCAGUGUAUAGCAAAACACGACGAAAGGCAUUGGAACAUACAUUAGAUAAAUUUCACAAUGAUCAGUAUCCAAAUGUUCCAUAUUUUUUAUUCGGUGAUUUUAAUUUCCGUACCGACACAGCGGGUGUUAUAAAAAAACUUACUGAAAAUACCCAUGAAAGUAAGUUAUCAUCCAAAGGAAGUAUUUCAAAGUUACAAUUCCGAAAUGAAGAUGACAACUUAAUAUUAACAUUAGGUAAAAAAGAAUUUUCUCAUUGCGAACAUGGACAUGUUUUUACCGAAAAUAGUGGUCAAUGGUUACGAGAAUACGACCGUGAACUUGAAGAUUUUGAAGGUAGAUUAUUUGAAUUUCCUAUUGAAUUUGUGCCAAGUUAUCCUUUCGAAGAGGAUAUUAGUCAAGGAAGUAAUUUUAUGCAGACCAGAGUACCUGCUUGGUGUGAUAGAAUACUAUUAAGUCCUCCAGCAAAAUCAUUAAUUAAUUCACUUGAUAUGGUUAAGUACGGAAUCAUUGGAGCAAAUACAUGCAUGGGUGACCAUAAGCCUGUCUAUCUGCGGAUUUUGAUAACUUCGAAUGCAGGUAUGAUAAAUUGUUGUUUGUCAUGUCCACACUUGUGUUUUCAAGUGCCCAAGCAUUAUUUGGAGUUAUUAUCAAUGUUGCCUGGCUAUCGUAGUAAUUAUUCAAAUUUACAAUACACUGAUGACUAUUCAUCACCUAAGCUUUUGCACGCAUUAAUGAUUGAGCAUGAUCCAUAUACUCCGGACAGCAUGGAUAGUCCAAGUCCCAGUGCAUUUUUGACCUUAAUGGAACCAGAUACUCAAGACUACGAACACAAAAAUAAUCAUAGUAAAAAAAAAUCAUCCAAUGAAAAAACAUUCAAGAUGGCAGUAUCACCGACUCUUCUUAAAACUAAGUUAGAAUUUAUUCGGAAUGAACAAAAAGCACAACAGAAACAAAACUCGAAAAAUGUUAUCAAAUUCCGAUUCAAUUCCUGGCCAAAAACUUACCAAUAUAAGCAUCACUGUAAGAUGAAGAAAUAUCGAAGCAACAGCGACAUUUCGUGGCAAACAUUAACGUGGCGAACCGACGAAAAAUCGGAACCUUGCAGAAUAUCUUCUUUUAAAAGACAAUCUCUAAGUCAUAUUAUUAUACCGAAAAUAGCUAUUAUUAAUGCAAGUAACUUUCAAUCAAAUGAAAGCUCAGUGCAUUUACAAGAAGAAAGAUUAUAUAAUUUUAUCAGAAAUAAAUCCAUUAGUAAAGAUGCAACGAGUAACGAAGGUUCUAGCUUGGAACUUGAUGAUGACAACGGUAAAGCUUACUCUCAAAACCAAAAUAAUAGGGUUGGUAACAUGCUAGAUGUUGAAGAUAACUUUUCACACAUCGAAUCGCUGAUAGUAUCUUCAAAUGAAACAAGUUCAACCUAUCCUUUAGAUCUAAAUGACUUUGGAAGUAUAAUUGAUAAAAACAAUAGGUUUGAAAUAGACGAUUUGGAAAAAAUUUCUGGAAUUAUUUCAAAUAUUCCAACUAUAAUUUCUUCUUCCGAACAAAACUUAACUUUAAAUAAAGUUAAAAGUAAUUCGAUACACAUACAAGAAAGUUAUAAUGAGAAUCAAAUGAAAAAUAAAUCAAAAACGAAGAAAAUUACUCAAGAGCGCUUCAUAAAUGUACAAAAGUGUAAAAAGUGUUGUUGUGUUCCACGUACAGUAGUCUCGAUCGAUUCAAAUGAAAGAAGAUAUCAUAAAUUUCAAAAUACAUCGAUCGAUCGAAAUUUCAAUGGAGUUGGCCCUAUUUUAAGUCAAAAAGCUAAAAUUAUAUCAUCUCAAUUUGAUGAAAGACAUGGAGAUAAAAGCGUACAAGAAAUUAAACAAUUUGUUGCUCGGUUACCAUAUAUGCUUGCAACGAAACAAUCUUUAGCACGUCAUACAACCAUAGCUGAAAUGGUUAAAGAAGUAACAGACUCUGAUGAUUUUCUUGAGCGCCUUCAAGUAGAACAAGAAUUACUAAAUUGUAUUGAUACCGAUAAACCAAAUUCAUACAUCGAAGAUUGUAUAUCACAGAAAAAACCUUUACUAACAGUUCUCAGGCUUAUUUGUAUUCAAUCUUUAACUAAUUCUGGCUUAAAACCAAAACUUCUUGAUUAUUAUAAAAGAGAAAUUAUUCAGACAUAUGGUUAUCAGCAUAUUUUAACGUUAUCUAAUCUCGAAAAAGCAAAUUUACUGCGUGUUCAACAGUCUAAUAGGCAGUAUGCAGUUUUAAGAAAAGCUUUAAGACUUACAGUUGAAGAUGAGAGUGAAGUCGCACCAAAAGAUAUUAGUUAUGUGCAUUCAGUGUAUGCGCCUCUAAGUAUACGAUUAACAGAACGUUUAAUCCAACCGGGUGGAUGGCAAGGUUUAAAUGAUAUUUUAGGUUUAUUACCUGGUCCAUCGAUAAAUAAUGAUUCACAAGGGAAAAUACCUAAUCUCAGACGGCAAUCGAUCACAAGUGAAGAUUCUAAUUCAGAACCAUCCCGACUCGUUUUGGUAUUCUUCAUUGGUGGUUGCACUUACGCUGAAAUAUCAGCAUUAAGAUUUUUAUCUCAACAAGAAGAUCUUAACGUUGAAUUUAUUGUUGGAACCACGAAACUAAUCAAUGGAGAUAGUUUUCUUAUGUCUCUAACUGAUAAUCAACAAAAGCCAAAAAAAUAA